UGUAUGUAGUUCUCAUUGACAGCUACUGCAGCACAUUCUCACACCUGUUAGAGAUGCGGAAGGUGGUGGUUGUUACCGGGGCCAACAGUGGCAUUGGUUUGGCUCUCUGUGAGAGACUCCUAUCUGAAGAUGACCAGAUUCGCCUAUGCUUGGCUUGCAGAAAUAUGCAGCGGGCCGAAGCAGCCCGCUUUGCCCUCCUCUCCUCUCACCCAUCAGCUGAUAUCAGUAUCUUGAGAGUUGAUGUAGGUAACUUAAAGUCAGUAAUACAGGCAGCAAAAGAGUUAAAAGAAAGGUAUCAGAGAGUUGACUUUCUCUACCUAAAUGCUGGUAUAAUGCCUAACCCGCGAAUCAGCCUCCAAGCUUUUAUUAAAGGCCUUUUCUCCAGGAAAGCCAUCAGCAUGUUUGCCACAGGAGAGGGACUCCUGACCCAAGAGGACAAGGUGACUGAAGAUGGCUUGCAGGAGGUUUUCGAGACCAAUGUCUUUGGCCAUUAUAUACUGAUACGAGAGCUGGAACCUCUAUUGUGUCACACAGAUAUCCCGUCACAACUCAUCUGGACGUCUUCAAGCAAUGCCAGGAGGUCGGCUUUUAACCUAUCAGAUUAUCAGCACAGCCAAGGCCAAGAAUCGUACAGCUCCUCCAAAUAUGCCACUGACUUGCUUAGUUUGGCUUUGAACAAGCACUUCAAUAAACAGGGAAUGUAUUCUAGCGUUGUGUGCCCAGGGCUUGUGAUGACCAACCUUACAUAUGGGAUACUGCCAUCUUUCUUCUGGACGUUAAUCAUGCCAAUUAUGUAUCUGAUUCGUGUGUUUACAAACUCUUUUACCAUCUCCUCCUACAAUGGCGCAGAAGCACUGCUGUGGCUUUUCAAGCAAAGACCAGAAGCUCUAAAUCCUCUAGCAAAAUAUCAAAGCUGUACAUCCGGGCUGGGCAAUAACUAUGUGGAACAUACAAAUAUGGACCUGGAUGAAGAAACCAGUGACCAGUUUUAUAACAAGCUCCUGGAAUUAGAGAAGCAGGUUCGAAAGAAAAUUACCUCUGUAAAUAAAUAAGAAUAAAAAAAAACAAACAAAAAAAAAAACAUCUCAAUUUGAUACAACCGGCAAAUAAAAUCUCAGGUUACUGUUUGCCACUGAUGCAUCAAACCCCGGAAUCCUUUGGGACCAGAAACCUCAAGAAAGCUGCUUCUUUUGAUCUAACUUCAGUUUUUUUGUAUUGUAGGAGAAACCAACUUAAAUAUGCAGGGAACAGUAACAAAGCACUGUAAGGAAAGAUCACAAGAAUGUACCAUAAAUAAUUAUUGCCUUGAAACUUGAAUUUGAGACAAUACUUAAUCAUGUCCUGUUGGGGCCCUGUAUGGGAGAGUAUUACAUUAUACUAUACUAUAGGCCGUUAUCUACACUGUUUAUAUUUAAGACAAGGAGGGUACAUUUCUUUUAGCAUUAAAAUACUCUAAAGAAACAUUAAACUUGUUCAUAUGAAAGA
Bombina bombina (fire-bellied toad) is the source of this 1485-nucleotide messenger RNA. It is a transcript of the gene HSD17B7, whose product is annotated as hydroxysteroid 17-beta dehydrogenase 7. Lineage: Eukaryota; Metazoa; Chordata; Amphibia; Anura; Bombinatoridae. Bases 54 to 1052 code for a protein of 332 amino acids. Gene Ontology annotation, cellular component: endoplasmic reticulum membrane. Gene Ontology annotation, biological process: cholesterol biosynthetic process. Gene Ontology annotation, molecular function: 5-alpha-androstane-3-beta,17-beta-diol dehydrogenase (NADP+) activity; estradiol 17-beta-dehydrogenase [NAD(P)+] activity; 3-beta-hydroxysteroid 3-dehydrogenase (NADP+) activity. The transcript has 9 exons. The record is from RefSeq and is a predicted model, not a curated record.